AUGGAGUCAAUGGCGAACGGUUGCCGCGAUUCAGCCGACAACUGUGAGACGAAGUCGUUCGAAUUGUCGAAAACCAACAAAAACGUGCCAGCAUCUCCGGCGGCGGGUACAGCCUCUCCACCCAGACAUGCACUUCUGGCACCUUCUUUCUCCAUUGUGGAAGACACCAAGGGCAGUACUGAUGUGACCCCUCCUCCGGAUAUCCCCCCAUCGGAAGGAGACCCAUGGGGUGACGGCGGCUCGCCCUUGACGGCAAGGUCUGCGUCAUCGCUCGGCCGGCUUGUCCCUGAGCGCACGGCCAGGGCAGAGGAAGAAGCCGCCCGAGGACCACCCGCCGACCGUAGUAGCCACUGGGCCGUGGCGGCGGGGCCGAACAAGGCGCAACGCGAGACAGAAGGGACUCCGCCGACGGGCUCCCUGUCGUUAACCCCUUCAGAGGUCGUCUGGAGAAGCAGCAGCAGCGAUUGCGGGCGAAAGGGCGGCUGCGAGGAGGAAUACGUUGGCCGCACGGAGCGAAGGACGCGAGCUUCUUCGAACCCGGUGCCCAUCGGUGGCGACCUAGGGUCUUCCGGACAAACGAAAGGAACGGGGGGGCAGGAACAAAAGCUCGAUGAGCUGUCCCUGCCGACGCGCUGGACACCGAUCGAAGCGUGUUCUUUGGCAGCAGAGGACGAGAAGGCUCGAUCGGACCAAAACGAGCGGCGACACGAGCGAGGGGCUACGCCGCCGCUCUCUCAAGUCCAUUCCGAAUCUGUGCUACGUGGUAGCCCGAGAGAGCCUACUGGAAAUCUGGAGGGCGAUGGCGGGGCCGGCGGAGACCUGAUGCUCUUCCGGACCGACGUGUCGCGGCAUCUCGUCAGCGGGGAGCAGCCCGCUCUGUUCUUUCUCAGGCCGAGCGAGAACCUGUCCGUGACGCGCAUCGAGGGCACCGGUCGGCUCCUGGUGACGCUGAGGGAAGAGGCAGGCUCGGCGGCGGCUGUCGUGAUAGACGGUGCCACCGUGCAUGAUAGCGCGGCACACUUCGGGCACGAGGCCGUCCAGACGGAUCACCGCUUUCCCUACGUGGCCGGCCACCGCUACGAGUUCCAAGUUGCGCCGGCGCAGGGAGUUGAGCUCGCCGUCCGCGGAGGAGGCGGAGGGGAAAGCCGACAGGGAGCGGAGGCUUCCCAGGGGUGUGCGGCAAACACGUCGUCAGGCUUGCACGUCGUUUUCUCCGUUAUGUCGGCGUACAGUAAAGGGGCUAGAGUGUGCCAAAAGGACGCGAUGCGCUUGUCCCUGCGGACGUUCGAGGCGCCGGCGGCCAACGGCUCCCGGCAGCCGACAAAACCCAAAUCCCCCGCAACAGCAAUGACAAAGGAUCCUCCUACUCCUUCAAACUUAGACGCUUCUGCUACUGCUACUGUGGACGAAGGUAUUUCGGCUCCGCGACGUCCUUCGUUGAAGGAACAGGAUCAUGCCGGCGACCAACGAAGAACCCCUUCCCCCAGCGUAGCUGCGGCGCUUCUUGCCUCCUGUCUUUCCCCCCCGCCGGAGGUAAAACAUAAUCACCUGAUCGGUACCGCGCCGAGAGAGGAACCCUCUGCGCCCACAGCUGGAGUUCAGCCGCCAGCGGCGGCGCCUAAGACCCCGCAGCCAAGCUCCUCGACUAGGACAGCAGCAGCAGCAGCAGCCGAGGGUGGAGGUGUUCAGGGGGGGGUUCGGGGCAGACCCGUGCAAAGCGCCGAGACGACGGGUGGAAAUCAGUCGGCGGGGGCGGCAACGAGAGGCCAGCGCCAACCGGGGUCCGGAGUUGACCCCGCCAGCACUCCGUACGUGACGGUGUCAGGUCGACCGCCUCCGAGCGGCAUGGAGGGAGCGAUCUACCCCUCCGCAGAGCGACUGAGAUGGAACCCCGCCUGGGAGCAACAACGCCUCCUGCCCCAGUCUCCGUCCGCGCCGGCUGAGAUGCUCCCGCCGAGUCACGCGCCGAGCCUCCCCCACAUCCGGCGGCACGUGGACAGCAGUAGUAGCAGCGCCUCACCGCGAUCAACCUUAGGGCGGCUGGAACCUUCGGGGGUGGCAGGGAGCCACCACGUCCCUCGGGACCCGGCUAUCGGUGCACCGCACCGGUAUGUUCUCCCGCCAGGCUACCCUGCCGGCGAACACCCGGUCCAGAGCAAACGGUACGUUGGUGCGGAGGACGCGCCAGGUACUAAGGCCUCGCGCCACUACUACCAGCCUGCCCACGAGGAGCGGCACCACGGAGCCCCUCGGUACCACUAUCACCGUUACGUCAGCGAUGGGCAGAGAGACGUGGCCUCGCCGGGACACCAGGCCGGCGAGGGGGUUCGCGAACUGGAGUGGAACAGGGGUCGACGCAAGGACAGGCACGCGAGCGGGAGGGGCUACCGCGUUUCGCCAGAGCAAGCCCGGGGGGGCCGGCGUCCUAGUCGAUGGAGGGACGAGGCGGAGGAUGGCGAGGAUUGGACCAGAAAUGGUAGGCCCGGUCUUAGGAGGAGAUCCGCAUCACAGGAAGAUCCCCUCGCCGGCGGCGGCGGGGAUCGGUACGGUUCUCAAGCGGCCACUGGGGGAGGCCACAACGGGGAGGAGUACUCCCGACCCUACCGGUUUCACCACGGCAGCAGAAAACACAAGGCCUCGCCUCAGUCCGACGACAACAACAGCGGCGGAUACAAGCACGGCGGCGGUUGCCUCCCUCCUUCGGGAAAGGCUCGCUGGGAGCCGAAGAAGACGGUGGGGGCUGCUGUGUCCCCACACACAUCGCGGCGGCGUACGGUGGUUGCGGCAGGUGUUGCGAUGGGUAGGAAGGCGGCGGGAGAACAGUCGGCUUUUGAGUUGACGGAAGGGGAAGCGUAUCACGUCCGCAACGGAGGAGGCUAUUUGGAGUCGUUGAUCGCGGACAAGGCCCCUUGCAACCGAGGCCUGAACGAGGAUGAUGGGUGGUAUGGCGGUGAACCGGGGCGGCAGCGAACACCUCAAUGGACGGAGAACAAUAUUGGCCGCCAGCCGCCAGGCCGUCAGAACUCACGGCAGGAUAAUACCGGCGGUCCGGCACGGCAGACCGGCAUCACAACCAGUGUUGUUACAAGUAGAUCGGAGCGCAUGCCUCCACGAUGGAUCAAGUUCUAG
This is a messenger RNA of Ectocarpus siliculosus, 3129 nucleotides long. The record is from the annotation of a GenBank genome assembly. NCBI's taxonomy places the organism in Eukaryota, Phaeophyceae, Ectocarpales, Ectocarpaceae.